UGUUUAUCAGCUGUAACAAACUCCCGACAUCAGCAGCGGCGCGUCCCAAGGUCAAGGUGACACGCGUCACAAAGGGAACGGGGAAACGAGCCAGAAUCGCCACGAUUACACGGACUGUACUGUUCAUAAGAUCAUCGCGUGUCUCGCGGUGUUUCUCGCUAGCCCGCGACGAUAGAGAAAAAAACAAAAGGUUGGAACGCGUUUCGGAGUCACGUUACAUGGGGCAUUGAACGGUCGACCGAGGAUAACGCAUCAUGAACGUGGACAACGACUUGGAUCAGCAUUUAUUGCGCGAGUUCAGCUGUCUAGGGACCACCGAUAAGGACGACCUGGUGAAACAGCUGCAGAGCAUGCUGGCUGGUAGCCAGCUGAACGAAACUACCGCCAGGUUCUUCCUCGAUAUGAACAACUGGAACCUCCAGGCAGCCAUAUGUAGUUAUUUCGACUUCGAGUCUCCGUUUAAAUUACCUUGCAUGACGCUGAUACGUGACAGUACGAUCGGCGACGGAGAGUCAGUGCCACCUAACACGAAAUUUCGAAAGUCAUGGCAGGUGCAAAACAGUGGGACAGAAGCUUGGCCUGAUGGAAUCUGUUUGAAGUUCACCAUGGGAGUAAUAAUGGGAUGUACACGUGUACCGGUUCCAUCUUUGGGUCCUAAAGAGACAACGGAAGUGAGCAUUGAGCUCACAAGUCCUCCUGUUCCUGAUUUGACCUAUCAGAGCCAAUGGAGGAUGAUGACAUCUACAGGUUCUUAUUUCGGUGAUAUCAUUUGGGUGAUUAUUACAGUGAGUGAAUGUGGCACCUUAGCGGUUACUCAGCAACUGCAUCAACUAAGUACUUCACAGUCUAACGAUGUACAAAUGUGUUAGCCCUUGAUAUCCAGAGACUUCCUUUAAUUUUUUUUUUUUUUUUUUUUUGAGAAAAUGA
Molecule: messenger RNA, 927 nt
Organism: Dufourea novaeangliae
Lineage: Eukaryota; Metazoa; Arthropoda; Insecta; Hymenoptera; Halictidae
Exons: 4
Coding region: 255-869 (204 amino acids)
Biological process (GO): macroautophagy
Cellular component (GO): phagophore assembly site
Molecular function (GO): ubiquitin binding
Source: RefSeq, a predicted model, not a curated record